CCAGUUCCAACCACCUGCUAUCAAUCAAGUACAUAUAUCGUUUCAGCAUUGCCUGUUUUCUUGAACGUUCUCUACAAUGCCCAUGAUGGCUCGCACUGGCCCUCUGCAAGAACUCCCACUUGCGCAUUUUUUACCCAGCAGCGCUAAUCCAGUUCCUAUCAUUGCUAAACCAGCUAAACGCCCUCUUUCGCCUUCAAAAUCCACCAUUUUUAGCCCGGCUAAGCGCCGCAUUCUGCACUCAGAGGGCAUCCUUCUACCUGGUGAAGCUUCCCCGUCGUCAUUGCCAUUUCACAUUCCAUAUUCUGGAAGUGAUGUCGGACCCUCCCACGAUUCGUCAAUAGCAUUGACAUCACCCGCACAAUAUGCUGGUGCCACCCAGGGGAGCUCAAGGGAUAGACGAACGCCGAGGAGACCUUCGCCAAAGUUGAUACGUUCAACCAAUGGUGCAGGAGAUACCUCAGCAUCUGCACUUAGCCUCCGUCGCUCGUCUCGCCUGCAGUCAUCCCAACGCGACGCUGAAUCUGGCGCUGCCUCAAUGGCAAUUCCUCGCGAAAUGCCACUGCCUCAUGAUCGUCAGUCAGUGCAUUAUCCUGGCUUUGACACGUAUCAAGAUACGCACAUAUCUCUUACACCAUCGCGACGUACCAGUCCGUCUUCUGAUAAUGAAGACUCAUGGCCUAGUAGUUCUGAAGAAGUCCUUUCUGAAAGGGAGAUCACUAAGGAGAAUAUUCCUCCUCGAAAGAAAGCCAAGAAAGCCUCUUUGAUACGAUCCUCUCUUCUGAUAGACAAAUCGUUUCGCUCAGAUCGACCUACCACUCGAAGGGAAUCCCAUCAACUGUCCGUUAUCACAGCUAGCAGUUGUGGGGUUAUAACACCACGGGCGUCUUGAAGAUAACCCGCGACGGCCACCUUCUCAACAUAGGAACAUGGGAGGGGGUUUGGGGAGGAACUUUUAAGCUUACGGGACAGUCCAUUUGAUUUACACAACCUAUUUUCUCCUAUCUUCCAUCCGUCUUACAUGGUUGGCCCCAUCUAUCAUUCACAUGGUAUUUAUGAGAUCUCCGAUGACUAUCUGCACAUUGUCAGUUACAUAUAUUUGAUACUGUAACGCCGGUUGCUAGAACAACAUGUGGUUCAACCCAUGACCUUCGAUUUGUCGGUUUAAUUCAAGUCUAAUUUGUUAUGUU
Molecule: messenger RNA, 1187 nt
Organism: Suillus discolor
Lineage: Eukaryota; Fungi; Basidiomycota; Agaricomycetes; Boletales; Suillaceae
Exons: 1
Coding region: 77-889 (270 amino acids)
Source: RefSeq, a predicted model, not a curated record